UUGAUGGAGAGGAGAGCGGUUGGGAGACGUGGUGGAGAUGUAGCAAACAACGGAAACAACUAUUUUACCGCUCCCUGUUUCCCCCGAACGUGUAUUUUAAUAUUUUCAACUUUGUUUACUUUUCUUUUGUUGUUUCACGGCGGUUUCGCCGCUUUACGGUCCGAGUCGUGUAUCCUUGGUAACGCGAACAACUGUCCUGCGAAGUUUGGAUCAAGUGUUUCUUCGGACGGAGCACAAACUGGAUAUUUACCCGCUAAACCAACGUAACUAAGUCCGCGGUGCAUAUGAGCGUUUGAUGAACUAUUUCGAACAGUUUUUAUUCAUAUUUAAGUUGUUUUUUUAUUUUAAACCCAUUGUUUAGGGAAGCGGGACAGCGCGAGACAAUAGUGGUGUGAGAGAGGGGAAAGCUCGUGCAGGGGGGAAUCGAUGCCUCGCGGGGGCUUUGUUCUGUCCUGCAUUGAGACCUACCGCGAGCCUGCUGCGGAUAUCGACUGAUUGACCGGUGGCUUAAUGAUUGUUUGGUGACUGAUACGCGGACUCGGGAGCCCUUUGUAGCCGCCAUGGAUGUGACUUUGUCCGAGUUGCUGGCCACUUUCAUGGAGUCACCGCUGGUGGUGUGGGUACAGACGUUGGGUCCUUUGGGUUCCUGUGAAGAUGUAGGCUCAGAUGAGCGGGUCAACAUGUUCAUGGAGCUGGUGGACGGCGUCUUCCUGCAUAAGAUCAUGACACACAUUGACCCCAGCCCAACCAAUCAGAGGCUGAACAAGAAUGUGAACAAUGAUGUGUCGCUUCGCCUCCACAACCUGACCGUUCUCACCAGACACAUCAGGACAUACUACCAGGAGACCUUACGGCAGUUAAUAGUCAUGCCCCUUCCUAACAUCCUCUGCAUCGCCAAGGAUCCCAUAUCAGCUAAGAGCAUGGAUGAGCUACAAAAUCUUUUGUUGCUGAUACUAGGCUGUGCUGUCCAGUGUGAGCGUAAGGAGGAGAUGAUAGAGAAGAUCAAGCUGCUGGACAUUGAGACCCAAGCUGCCAUCGUCUCUCACAUCCAAGAGGUGACUCAUAACCAGCUAAAUGUUCUUGACCUGUCCUGGCUGGAGGAAGGAUCAGAGCUUGCACAUGAAGAGCUGGAACCUCUGUCCCGCAACAUGGCUGCGUCACUACGGCAACUGAUUGAGCAGAGAGACAAAGCCAGUGAGAUGAUUGUGGAUCUGACCCAGGAGAAGGACUACCUGUUCUGUCAGCAGCCCCAGGAAGGGUGCAGGAACCUGGGGAUGGGCAGUCCUGGAGGUGUGGGACUGAAUAACGGUGAAUCGGCUAUGACUGUGUCUGGGCUGACCAAAGAGGAGAAGCAGCAUCUGUCUGUGGAGCUUGCUGAUACCAAGGCCAAGCUCCGCAGAUACCGACAAGAACUGGAGGAGAAAACAGAGCAGCUGAUGGAUUCAAAACAUGAAGUGGAGCGUCAGGAUCAGGAGUUACAGAGACUGAAACAAGAGAACCAGCUUCUGUCUUGUGAGGCCCGUUCGGUCAGAGUUUACCGGGAUGAGGUAGACUCACUGAGGGAAAGAGGGGCCCGGGUCGACCGUCUGGAGACUGAACUGACCAGAUGUAAAGAGAAACUCAAUGAUGUUCAUUUCUACAAGACCAGAAUGGAGGAGCUCCGCGAGGACAACCUGACUCUGAUGGAGACAAAGGUGCUGUUGGAGGAGCAGCUGUCAGCCUCGAGGGCGCGCUGUGAUAAACUGCACACAUUGGAGAAAGACAAUUUGUUACUACGAGCCAAAAUACACGACCUGGAAAUGGAGAGGGACAAUGAACGUCGGAGAUUGGAGGAGCUGGUGGAGGAGAACAUGCUGCUGGAGAUUGGACAGAAACAGAGUAUGAACGAGUCAGCUCAUCUAGGCUGGGAGCUGGAACAGCUGGCCAAAAACCAGGACAGCACUGACACAGAGACUCGUAAGUCGUUGGUCCAUGAACUAAACGAGUGCGUCUCCAGUCGGGUGUUGAAGCUGGAGAAGGAGAACCGGGAGCUUCAGGCCUCUAUAGAGAGGCUGAAAGAGGAGAACCACGUCCUGCAGCAGCAGCAGCUCCACACCCAGGAGCUGGACAGGGAGAACCAAAGCCUCAGCACGAAGUUGGAGCGUCUCCAAGGUUUAUUGGACCAGGAGAGACUGACCAAUCAGGACAUGGAGUCUCUGGGAGAGGAAAUAUUAAAAGAAAAACAGAGUUUGCAGAGAGAAAUGCACGCUGUGAGGGCAGAGAAAGACAGACAGAUCUCAGAGUUGGAGAAUGAGAAGCAGCACCUCUCUGAUGUGGUGGCGUCCUUCCAGGAGCGUGCUCAGUCUAAUAGCGAGUCGAGGGUCCGCGAGGUGGAAGCGGAGAACCGCCUACUGCACCAGAACAUCACUGACACCAGUUCCCGAUUGGCCAGCUUAGAAAGCCAACUCAAACUAGCCAAUGAGGAGGCAGAGAGGCUGAGGGAGAGGGCGGGACGGUGUGAAGAGGUGGAGAGAGAGGCGGCAAGGCUGGAGAGGAGCAGGGACGCUCUGAACAGAGAGGUGGUCUCUCUGCGUGCGUGCAGUGAGCGGUCAGAAGCUUUAGAGAAGCAGAUGUCCUCCUUGGAGCAGGAGGUGCACAGGCUAAAACGGGAGGCAGAGGAGGCCCAGCGGGAGCUGCAGCGAUUGGGGAGGCACGAGGCUGAGAGCAGUCUGCUGUCGAAGGAGAACCUGGACCUGCGCUGCUCCCUGGAAAACCUGCGCUCCUCAUCCGCCCGCCUGGCCUCCCUACAGGAGGAGCAUAAGGAGACGCAGAGAGAGGCACAGGAGCUGCAGAGGAGGUUGGAGGAGGCCAGAGAGGAAGCACAAGGAGAGAGGAAGAGGGUAGAGAGGCUUGAGCUAAACGUGGCAGCUGUGAACCAGGAGAAACAUCGCUUAGAAGAGGAAUUACAUAAGAGCAAAGAGGAGAGGGAAGAGGCAGACAAAGAGAGGCGGCAGCUGGAGGCCAGAGCAGAGGACCUGAGAAGGGAAGUAGAAGAACUAAAAGAAGAGCGAAGAAGGAAGGAGGAAAUUGAUGAGGAGAGGAGGAAGCUCCAAGUGGACUUGGACCAGUCAGAGAAGAGCAGGAAGCACCUGGAGAAGGAGAGCUGGAGGAUGAGAACACUGCUGGAGAGUAAAGAGGCAGAGCUGGAGGAGAAAGCCAGGCGAUUGGCUACAGUGGAGAAAGAACACGCUGCUGUGAGUAAGGAAGUGGAUAGGCUGAAAGAGGUGGCAGUCAAAGCCAAGGAGGUAGAGAGGGAGAACAAGGAUCUGCAGAAACGGGCGACUAUUGACAAGCGGACUCUGGCUACUCUGAGAGAGGAGUUGGUGUCAGAGAAGCUGAGUGUUCAGCAACAGAGUGUUGAGUUGGAGAGAGUCAACGAAGAACUGGAGAAGAUUGGACUGAACAGAGAAAAACUACUGCAGCAGGAGCACACACUGGAUGACAGCAGGUACAGGCUGCUGGAGUCCCGGCUGGAGGAAACUGUCCAACAGACAAUCAAGAUGAAAGAGGAGAAAAUCUCUUGUCUGGAAAAGAAAUUAGAGGAGAGCAGCAACCUCAAUGCUACGCUACGUGCCGAGCUAGCCACUGCUCUGCGUCAGCAACAGCUGGAGGAAGAAAACCACUACUCCCAGCAGCAAUUUGGGAGCGACCGAGGUCAAAGGUCAGCCACUGCUGAGCUGCUACGGAUCAAAGAUCAUCUCAUUGAUGUAGAAAAGAAUAAUUCCUCCCUGCAGACAGAGAGCAGUCUAUUGAAGGAGCAGCUCAAACAGCUGGAGAACCAGAACACAUCUAUUAACUACCAGAUGGUGACGCUGCAGCGACACACCACCACCCUGCAGGAACAGAAUUCAGCCUUACAUACACAGACAGCAAAACUACAGGUGGAGAACUCCACGCUCUCCUCCCAGAGUGCAUCUCUCAUGGCCCAGAAUGCUGUGCUGCAGGGCCAAGUCACCGCCUUAGAGGCUGAAGUAGAGUCAUGGCAGCGACAGCGUGAGGAGGCGUGGCGAGGCAGAGAAAGCGUGCUAAGCGACCACGAGCGCCUACUCAGUGUUCAUGAGAGGCAAGCACAAGAGUAUGAGCAGCUGAUCAGUCAGCACACUGCAGUGAAAGCCAAACAGAGGGCGCUAGAGAGUGAACACAGGGCGCUGCACAGCAAGUACUGUAUUUUGCAGCAGCAGAAGGAGAAAUGGGAGGAGCAGGAGGGGCGGGGUCAGAAAGAGAAGGAGGAACUAAACCAGGAGAUCCAGAGGAAUCGCCUUCUACAGCAAGAGAAUCUGCAACUAAAGACAGAAGUGGACAGAUUGACAGAGAACCACUCACAGCGGUCAGAGCAAUGUGAGGUGCUCCAGCAGCGCAUAAAUGAACUCAAGAGCUCAUUAAGCUCCGCCCAGUUGGAAGUGAGUCGAUGGAUGACACAAUAUGAUUCGCUAACGGAGCAACACCAGGGCCUGGAUCUAACCAUGACCAAACUAGACAACCACUGUGAGCUGCUGAGUCGACUGAAAGGGAAUCUGGAAGAGGAGAACCACCACCUCCUGAGUCAGAUCAACCUGCUGAGCCAGCAGAACCACACUCUGCUGGAGAGGAGCAUGGAGAGCAAAGAGCUGUAUCACCAGGAACAGAAACUAUACAUUGAUAAGCUGAACACUCUUCGUCGUCAGAAAGAGAAACUAGAGGAGAAGAUCAUGGACCAGUAUAAGUUCUAUGACCCAACACCAAAAAAGAGGAGUCAGUGGUCUGGAGCCAAAGCUUUAGCCAAAUUGAUUAAACCUCGAAAGGAGAGCAGCAGGGAGAGAGGUGGCGACCAAGACAAGGAAGGAGGCAAAGAGAGGGAACGCGCAAAGGGUGUCCCAGACAUCCCGCUACCUUCCCCGCCUCCCCUUCUCCCCCCUGAGACCCCACCCCCACUUCCCCAGCGGACGACAAGUGACACGCAAGACAGCGCCCACGCGCACAGUAACCAUAGCAACCACACCACCAGCCCCAGUCUGGGACCCCAGAGUCUAACACUCACACCCAUCGGCCGAGGUUUGAAUAACAGGGGUCAUGGUGUUUAUCGUAGCAGUACUCCAGGAGGCAGCAGUGAGAGUGUCAAUGGAGAAGAUGGACAUGGACAAGGUCAGACCCAUAAAUCUCUGAGCUCCAGUGUGAGCCAUCAGUCAUCCUCAUUGGGCCUAAUAAACAAUUCCAGCUCCAGACCGGUACAUGGCUCCAGCCGCAGGCCCAGAGGUCUGUUAUAUGAUGAAGACUCUCGCUACAACACGUCCGACUCCGUGUUUGGUCACCAUGACAACACCGGAGGUCGCCCAGGAUCGGCAGACUUCAGCUACAACACCUCCAGCUCCAACUCACCUGUCAACUGCAGAGACACAUCAGAUUGUCAGAUUCGUUCAACCAGCCUCUCUAGUGAUGAUGUCAUGGGCCUCAGCCAACCACAGCAGACUCUGUCACGUAGUUCCACUCUUCCAUACGACCACACACCCCAGAGGGCUCAGCCACAGUAUGGAGGCGGGAUUAGGACUAAGACCCGCCCAUCUUCUCCUGGAAGUGAGAUGGUGACGCUGGAACAGUUUCUACAUGAGAGCAACCUGCAGUCACCUCCUAUGGUAUCCACAGGAAGCAAGGAGGACUUGAUGACUGACUAUUUCACCAGAAGUCCCGCCCCCUCUGCACCAGCUGCCAGAGAUCAGGUGACUCCCACCAGCUAUGUCAUGCCCACUGUGCAGUCAUCCAACCAGAGGCCAGGCCAGAACGCCAAGCCCUCCCCUCGCCAGCCUGUAGGCCAAUCCCCAGCCUCAGGCCACCAUGUCGCCCAGCGAACCAGCCAAUCACUGAGCAGGGCUUUCAGUCUGGCCUCAGCUGAUUUGCUGCGCUCCAACGGGCCAGACAGUUUCCGUGGAAAUGAAGGCCAAUCAGAUGUGGUUGUUCGUAGACAAGGGGGAGGGGCUAAUGGGAGAGAAAGGCCCCUCUCUGCUCGUCUGGCUGGUCCGACCAACCAGCGUGGAGAUGGCAGCUUCCUAAACCCGCCUGUUCAUCAUUCGUCCUCUCUCAAUCUGCAAACGGACAGACAGGCAGAGCGAGAGGGUGGGAGGACUCCCGUCACUCGGAAUGGCCCAUCCUUAUCCUCCACCUACCACCACCGUGGAGAGGUCGCCAUGGUAAGCCCCGUCAGAGCGGUGCCCACCACCCGACCUGAUGAAGCCUCUGAGCAUGGGGAGGUGUUAAGGGAGGGGCGGUCAGGUGACUCGUCACACUUAAAGACAGAAGGUGAGAGAACGAGAUGUGGCUCUGUGGAACGCCCGAAAAGCACACCGGCUUCCCCUGACCCCAACAACGACCCCCAGACUGUGUGGUAUGAGUACGGCUGUGUCUAAACAGCGCAACUAAUGGACGUAUAUGGGUGUGGCUAUGUCUAAAGAUGGGAACAGAAUACUUUUACUACAGUCUGCUGGGACUGAGUACUGGAGCUUUAUGGGCUUAAUGAGUCCAACCCCUCAGAGACAGUUAAUUAGUCUCUGUGCUGUGCUCUUUGUAUUGUGGAUAAAUAACUCGUUCAAGUACAAUAUCAACUGGAAAUCUGGCUUAAUCCUGGAACGCAAAGCCACAUUUAAAAUCAUCUGCAAAGUUGUGAAUUCAGUUUGUAUUUUCUGCAACAAACGUUUGUAGGUGAACAACCAAACCUGAUUCUAUACGCCACCUGCCAAUACAGCUGAUGGUAACGUUCUAUCAGGAAGUUUUGUAAAGCUAAGGAGCUCCAGUCUUGAGAAAAGAAGAUCUCGCGCACUGCUCUUGUUCCAGCUGAGGAGCUGCCAGGUCUCAGCUCCACACAAUCCUAAUCCUACUGGAGCGGUGGAGUUGGUUUCCUCUCACCAUUUUUCAUCAUAAGCUGAAUCUCUGUGAGACGCCUCACUGACGAUCUCCUUAAGGAUUUAGACUUGAACACUAUAGAUGAUCUCUUAGAAUACUGGAAUUCAUUGACUCUGCCGUUUUAUUAUCACAAGGGUUACUAUAAUCCAGCAAGCAGCCUGCGUCCACAACAUGGACUCAGGCUUCACCAAAGUGGUUUUGUUAUGGGGGCAUUUAACGGCUGAAUUGUGGACGUUUUGACUAGAUGGUGAUCCAGAUGUGAAAGAGUGCUAUUUUUAACACAUACAGUUCAUAACUGGAAAUGGAAGCUGAAGUCUGGGAAUCCAUAACACUUAAAUCCUGCAGGAACAGAGGACAAGUGCUACAUGCGUAGUUGGAGAUGAGAAUACUAAGGACUGGCUUAGUCUACGAGCUGGAACUCUUUGACUGCCCUGCUAAUGUUUACCUGGAUGCCACCAGCUCUCCACAACGGAGACUAGCCAUCACCGAGAGAAAUGAUUGAACUAAAGUGAAGGUCCCAGAAGCACCAGAGCGACUGAAUGUAUCAGAUUUCUCCUCCUUUUUGUCCUCCUCCUCUCCUCUGUUAUCUAAAACAAAGAGUGGGAAAGAUGAGAAGGCCGGGAAGGCAAUGGAGGGAUUCAAGCUAAGAGUUGAAGCAAGUGAAGGAGAAAGGGGUAGAGAGAGAGAAUAAAUGGAUGGAUGGAGGGAUGGACAGAUAUAGUGACGGGAGGAUGGAUAGAUAAACAGGACAGAGAUGGAAGGGCUCCUCCCAGUGAAAUUACAGUCUUUCUCCCUCCAUCUUUAGAUUCUGUCCCAGCAUGCAACACUCUGACACUUUACUGGAAAUGUUGCCUGGCCCGAGCCAACACUAGUUUCACGAACACACACACACACACACGUAUAUAUAAUGAUAUAUACAGACACAGAGGCAUUGUCGUUGUGGGGGUUGGUUGUGGCUUUGCUAACCAUUGAGCUGGACUUAAUUCACGCACACAUCCACACACACUCACACCACUGGGUAAACCACUGUGUUUUGGUAGGGAGUACUGCUGCAUGCUAAGUUAGCCAGACAUUUGUAAGCGUUGCACAACACACAGAGAGAGAGGAAUUCAGGCACAAUCCAGAUCCACUGUGAUCUGGAUCGUUAAGUGUUUGCAUGUAAUCAUUUAGCGCUUUGGCAAUAGUUUGAAGUUUAAUGAUAACUCAAAGUACCAAGUGCUGGUAGGUAAUUACUAUUUGGUAGAUGUAUAUGUAAUAAGGACAAAUGAAUGUUUCGGGUGACUCUCUUACUUUGGUGCACCACAUUUACAGUUCACUCUAGCAUAUGCUGGGUAACAUAGUCUAUUAACUUCCAGACAUCACCUCAUUAUGUAAAUACGAUGACAUUUUAAUGUUGAUCUUGUGUAUCUCACUUUCACAUAGAAGUCAUGCUAUGAUUAAUAUGGAAAAAACAAUUGUAUGACCAUAAUCAUCAAACAUUCCCGAAAAACUACUAUCAGUGCUUAAGUGUAGUAAAAUUACUUCACAUCAUGAUAACCUUGGAUUCUUAGUGAACAGUGGCCUGUAUACUGCAGCUUAGCUUUGACUCUAACAUCAAAUACACAUCAAACACCAGAAACAAAAGCAGGCUGCUUGUUAAAACUUUAAACCUUUUUGUGUUCUCACAAUGAUGAAGUUCAGAUUAUGAUCCGACACAUAUGUCUGUAAGACUUUCUGGCCUGCAAGAACUUUGUAGUAAGUUUAACCUGCUGGCUGUCAAAUAGGCAGAACACCAUCUCCACACUGCUACCAACAAAUACCGUGGCCAGACUGAAGCUCACCCGUGAGGAAAAAUGUAACAAUUUUAGGGCAGGGAGUUUCCUCUUUCUUUAGUGCCCAUAAACUAGCCACACACUAGUAGAUUUACCAGCUACUGUUAGCAUAACUAGACCAGACCAGAACAGAACUGCUAAAGCAGCCCGCAGCGUUGUGCUGUAUUCACACUGCCCUUUGAACUUCAACAAUCACAGAAAUGACAAAUAGAAAUUGUAAGUUGCUGUGUUGUUAAACCUGCACAUCACUCAGACAGGCAGAGUAAUAUUUUUGUAACCAGCACAGCUCACUGAAUUGAAUGCUGUCACAUUACGACUACACACAGAGGUAUUAAACACACUUGUUUAUUAAGAGCACUCUAGAAAUCACUCCAUUAUCAUCGUCUUUGCACAAUGAGAAUAAAUUCCAUUUAAUAAACCAUUGGUUGAAACUAAUACCAUUUAUUGCCAUAAAUCAAUCCUGCUCAUGAAUAUUCUACAUCGUCUACAAUAAAACCUGAGAUACUCAACUGAUUGCUAUCAUUGGUAGAUGACUGUUGGGGGAAUUUACAAACAUUCGGUGUUUUCUUUGAAGCAGUUUGAACAGAGAGAAGAGGAGGAUGAUGAGGGGCUUGAAAUGAAUGAAAAUGUCACUCGUAGACAGACGAUGAUAUUGAUUGGAAAAAAUGAAUCUCAUGAUAAUGAUGCCGAUCAACUGACUGUUUUGCCUGUACUGCUGUUUGUAAAUACAAACCUGUGCUUUCUGUAUGACCGACAGUAAAGCACUAGAGUGGUGGUGAGGAGGAAGAGGAGGAGGAAGAUGUAACACUGGAGUUUUAAAGGACGAUCACUAACCUUUCCGCUCAGCUUUUGAACACAAAGCACAUGUCAAUAUGCAAAGCUAAAUUAUUUUACCCGUCACGUUUGUACAUGACCUUAGAUUUUAUAAAGGGCUGAAAUAUUAGAAGAUUUGGGAUACUUUUUCUGUAUCUUAAAAAUGUUUGUUGAUACCAAAACAAAACAAACUCAGAUCAAUUGUCAACUGUUAAAGCUGUAUGAUUCCACUGUAAAACUUUAACAUUUGUAGAUUAUUUCAAUACUGCUUUAAAAACGAUCGUAGUGACAUCGUGUUCGCAGAUGAAGUGACAUGAUGUGAAACACUGUAGGCUGAUGCUGUCAGUAGUGCGCCAACCUGUCUGUUUAUCUGUUGUUGGGUUGGUGUGUGUGUGUGUUGCCUUUGUUGAUGUCUGCACUUAAAGCAUCUCUGCAUUAUUAAUUCCAAACUGCGUGUGUGUGUGUCUGUCAGUCAAUCAGUUUGAGUCUGCUGAUAUCAAAAGAAAAAAAUAUUGGAUUCCCAGAAACUAUCCCCCCCAAACCCCAUCACACACCUUUGUGCGUGUGUGUGUCUUAUAUUAUUACCAUGUUCUUGGCUUUCUGCUAAGUGUGUGUGUGUGUGUGUGUGUGUGUGUGAUGAAUCCAAAGGCCACCGAAUGGCUGCAGUGUCAUCUGAGAGAAGUGAAAGCAGAAGGUGAAGCGGGCCCGACGUCACUGACAUUUCCUGCUGUAAUUGGAAUAACUGCUACUGUGGUUCACUUUAUGACUUCACUUGCUGACUGCUCUGCUGUGAUGUGACUGCUGUUGAAAGGCUACUAGUGUGAUUCAGUAGAAACAGAGUUUGACGUUAUUACACCCAAAAGCUUUUUGCUAAUAAAGAUGCAUAAACGUG
Molecule: messenger RNA, 10425 nt
Organism: Micropterus dolomieu (smallmouth bass)
Lineage: Eukaryota; Metazoa; Chordata; Actinopteri; Centrarchiformes; Centrarchidae
Gene: ccdc88c
Product: coiled-coil domain containing 88C
Exons: 31
Coding region: 561-6416 (1951 amino acids)
Biological process (GO): cytoskeleton-dependent intracellular transport; cytoplasmic microtubule organization
Cellular component (GO): cytoplasm; centrosome
Molecular function (GO): dynein light intermediate chain binding; microtubule binding
Source: RefSeq, a predicted model, not a curated record